AUGUUAAUAAAGUUUGAAUAUAAAUUCAGCACACCUUUAUCUUUAAAUAACAAGAAUCUCUCCUUUUCUUCCUCUUUAUCCCCUACACCUGCUCCGCUGCUUGUAUGUGUUUUCUUGUCCCACACUCAUAUGGCAGAAAAAGAAGUCUCUGAGUGGAAGACAAUGUAUGGAAGCCACGCCCUUGACGAGUUUAUUGUUAAUGAGCCGCAUCUCUUCUUUCUGCCUCAAGAACAUCUUCGGCUCAUGCCAAAGGAAAAUUCCAUCAUCAACAAGUUAGUCUCAUCAAAGUAUGACUCCAGUCCAAGACUCCAAGAUUUUACCAACGCUCUAGCCAUGGUUGAACCCCUAACCCACUCAGUCCGACAGAUCUCCGAAUCAACGGUCCCAAUAUUGGGAAGGUGUACUUUGAGGAAGGUGGAUAGGUAUACAUUAAAGGUGAAGAACAACUCUAAUGGAAUGAGUGAUGAUGGAUACAAAUGGAGAAAGUAUGGUCAGAAAUCCAUAAAAAAUAGUCCCAAUCCAAGGAGUUAUUUCAAGUGCACAAACUCAAUAUGCAAUGCAAAGAAACAAGUGGAGAGAUCAAUUGAUGACCCUAACACAUAUAUCAUCACCUACGAGGGUUUCCAUUUGCACUUCACCUAUCCUUUCUUCUUAUCCAAUAGCACACAUAGAUCCAAUAAAAAACCCAAAAUACAUAAUGAUGCUCAAUUUAAAGCCCAUUUUGAAAUCAAUCCAAAAUCUCAAACCCAAGAAAAAAACAAACAAACCAAACUAGUCAAACAAGACUACCAAAAUUGUAUGCCCUAUGCAGCCGAUGGAAGCACACCCGCAAACCUGGAAGAUGGAUUCUUUCCCCCACUUAUUCAGGGCCGGCAGCAACAAGGGCUUCUUGAAGAUGUGGUGGCUCCGGCAAUAAAAAAUAUUCCGACAAAUGAUGGUGUUUUGGCAGCUUCUCGGUCUUCAUUACCGUCUUACAGUUCCUCAACAUGCUCUUUUUCUCGGACCGAUUCACCACCCCUUUAUCCAUCUUUCUUUAAGUUGGACUCCCUGUUUCUUAACAUCGGAUUUAGUGGUGAAAUAGUUCAAUCGGAUCUUGUAAACUUCAAGCAUUUAUGAUAUUUGUAUUAAAUAUAUGUUUUUAUGUAUCGGUAAACUGUUGUUUUUUGCUUUAGUCUUUCCGGAUCAAAAUAAGAUGUUCUUUGGGACAGUUGGCAAACUAGUU
This is a messenger RNA of Brassica oleracea var. oleracea, 1222 nucleotides long. RefSeq names its product probable WRKY transcription factor 49. The record is from RefSeq and is a predicted model, not a curated record. Bases 1 to 1116 code for a protein of 371 amino acids. Gene Ontology annotation, biological process: regulation of DNA-templated transcription. Lineage: Eukaryota; Viridiplantae; Streptophyta; Magnoliopsida; Brassicales; Brassicaceae. Gene Ontology annotation, molecular function: DNA-binding transcription factor activity; sequence-specific DNA binding. The transcript is spliced from 3 exons.